AUGCUGCCACAUCCCAUUCUUGCUACUGAAGAUGACAGAGAUUAUAUUGAACGUAGUAUCCUUUCUAUGCAAGAGUAUGUUGAGAAUUUCUUUGCACUGUUGGAGCUAGUGUAUUUGGAAAGUAAGAGUGAACAAACCCCACGCGCGCACGCCCUGUUCCACUCCAUACAAUCUACACUAAAGGUGCUUGGGACUGUGCCUUCGUCCUCUUACCGAAAAAAUGAUUCCAAAUUAACAGUUGACGAAGAGCUUCCCAAAAGUCUUGAACGGAUGAGACGCUUGUUUUUUGACGUUGUUACAGUUGGGCCGGAGUCUCUGGUGUGGAAGAAGCCUGUGACGCGAUUGGCGCAGGAAGCUGCACAACACGCAAAACACAUACAAAUUAAGUUUCCCUCAUCAUCCACCUUGGUAAGAAAAGGGGUCUCGCGUAAUUCUUUUUGUUUUCUACUGCUCAUUCUUAUCUUUGUCAGCGCCCUUAUACUGGCUCUCGUCACAAUGGUCGUCAUUCCUUUUAUUGGGCCUUCACCUUCUGUUGCGGCAGCUGUGGGAACCCUUUCAGCCGUAUUCUUGGUUGGUUCCGGUUCUUGCAUUAUUUUUUGCUUUGUAAUGGCAGUACGAGCCUUGCAAGAACUCUUUGAUCGGUUGCUUGGGGAACGUAUGCACGCUAACUUGAUGUAUCAGCCGUCAUCUGGACUGUCUGAUGAAGCAUCACCGUGCAACACGACGACAAACCAAUUACGAGUAAAGCGUGGUCGCGACACAAGAAGAGGAUACUACGCCAUCCCCUAUGGUGAUUGUGUAGGAUACAUUGAGGGGAAACAUGUGGACGCACAUGUGGUGAUGAUUGGAUUUGAUAGCAAUUACCUUAUUACUCGAUGGAACAUGGCGGCAGAAGUGAUGACAGGUUUUCUUGAAGGCGGCUGUAUCGGAAAACCUCUGUCAGAUCUUCUGAUUACACCAAGUGGUGAUGUUCCACACGAUCUUUCAACACUGCAGGCGUCCAAAGGGGACGUGCUAAAGGUCAAACUACGUGCCUUUGCUACGGCGCCAGUGACACUUUGUACAAUUGCUGCUCCCAUUUUAAACCUUUCUGGGAAAACAAUUGGAAGUAUUUUGAUUUGCGCAAACGCGAAGGAUAACUUGGGAGUGUUUCGUUCUUACAUUCGUGACUACCUUACUUCAGAAGUGAGCGUUUCCCUCUCCGAAUUGGUUGAGAAGAAUGCAGUGGACCCACAAGGGAAAGCUGCAAUAUCUUCUCUGCAGUCGUUUCUUACAUGCGCUCUAGAUAAACAGGUGCAGGAAAUGGCUCGAGAGAUGCUUACCGAGUGGGAAUGGACUACGGCAGAACAAUUACUUGCACAAGCUCUUCGAUCUUUUACGGUGCGUCACGAAAAACAGAUAGAUUCUAUGUUUCCUGCUACUUUAUGCUUGCAUCCAAACGUGCCUAAGGCAAUUUCUACUCUGCUGGACACGAUAGGGGUUUCGUGUAUGGUAAAAUUAGAGGUAAUGAGCCAAACUGUAAACGUCUUUGCUUUAGCUGUGACGAUUACUCCCCAUUGUGAGGAGAAUGAACUGUGUUUAAAUGAGGAAGAGCUGCAAGAUGCCAUUAUGCCUCUCAUACGCAGCAUUUGUGGAAAUAUGUGCAAAGAUGGCAAGGAUAUUAAUCUUCGCUUUCCAUGCCAAGUUACAGCUUUCUUGGAAGAUGGGGAAGAUGCCUUUAAGGCCAUUGAAAAACGCGGUGAGCAGUCUAUCAUUGAUCAAACACGUGCCAUUGUCAACUGUACAGUUAAUGUGCUGGCGCUCAUUACCGAUCUAGUGGAUCAACACAAUCUUUCUAUGAUUCUUCUUAAAACCAUGUUUGUCUCCUUGACUACUGUGCGUCAACGAGACGAUUUGGAAAGGCGUUUGAAGGCGGCUCCAAAUGACGUGGACGUCAUUAUUUGCGAUCGUGGAUGGCUUAAUUCAGCACGUGACUUGAUUAUCUCUUCUGAUCAUUCGGCCAUUGUUGUUCCAAUGGCUGAUCAGGGUGUGUUCUUUGCCCCAGAAGAGUUCCAGUACGUUAUCCGCUCCCCUAUUUCUGGUAAUGAGGUACGGAAGGUUCUCAUGGAUAUAGGGACAGCUGUAUCAUUAAGAAAGAACGCAGCCACUGCACGGGAAGAGCGGGAACGUAUUUUGACACUUAGACAAGAUUCUCCAUGGACGAAAGGAAAAUUGCUUGGUCGUGGUUCCUUUGGUGCAGUGUAUGAAGCCAUGAGCGAUUUAACUGGAGGCAAAAUGGCAGUGAAAAUGUUUUAUUUUUCUGCCGAUUGUGAUGAAUCCAUUAAUAAGUUACUCAAUGAGAUCAGGAUUAUGUGUAGUUUGAAUCACCCAAACAUUGUGCAUUAUUUUCACUGUGAGCGUAAGGAGAAUAAUAUUAAUCUAUUUAUGGAACUUUGUGAUGCCUCGUUAGGUGAAAUCAUUAUUGGAAGGAAACCAGUCCCACCUACUCUCACAGUGGUCCAGAUUCUUCGUCAGGUUUUGACAGCACUUACAUAUUUGCACACUCGGGGUGUGGCGCAUCGAGAUGUGAAGCCGCAAAAUAUUUUGUUAAAGGGCGAUACUAUCAAGAUUACAGACUUUGGUACAGCAAGAGAGGGUAAAGCGAGUAAGGAUGUGCAGGGCACACUCCGCUACAUGGCUCCAGAAGUCUACAGGGGCGAGGCUCAUUCUAGUCCAUGUGACAUCUGGUCAGUUGGUUGCCUGGCAUGUGAGCUCUUUGCCUGUCCACCCAAGUUUAUGGAUAAUUCUUUGAUCUUAGCAGAAAUGACGUCUGCUGUCCCUUAUUUGGAGAAUGUUACAAGCAGUGUGACACUCAAUGACUUUUUGCGAAAAUGCUUUCAGGAUGACCCAGAAAAGCGCCCAACCGCAGCAGAUCUCCUGUUGCAUUCGAUCUUCUCACCAGAAUUUAGUUAUGAGGUGGAGAGUCUUCUCACAGUGUUUAAGAAGAAGUUGAUGAGAAACUAUAGCUUUUCCAUCACUUCUCAGAAAUAG
Messenger RNA from Trypanosoma cruzi, 3030 nucleotides. RefSeq names its product protein kinase, putative. Bases 1 to 3030 code for a protein of 1009 amino acids. NCBI's taxonomy places the organism in Eukaryota, Euglenozoa, Kinetoplastea, Trypanosomatida, Trypanosomatidae. The transcript has a single exon. Gene Ontology annotation, biological process: regulation of DNA-templated transcription; protein phosphorylation. The record is from RefSeq and is a predicted model, not a curated record. Gene Ontology annotation, molecular function: ATP binding; protein kinase activity.